AGUGGGUCAUCAAGACUACAACUGUGUCAUUUUCAGAUUUAUUUUAUUUUGUUGGACUAUUGUUUUAAAUCUUUUGCUAAGGCAUUCUGUUUCAUCUGAGUUCUGUUUCAUCUGAGAUUUCAGACAUCUUCUGGGAAGACAUAUUCAACUGAUUUUUGUGUCAGCCAAGAAGAUGCCCAGGCCUUCACGGAGGUCUGCAGCUGCGAAGCUCAGGUGGGCUAAGCAGCAGGAGAAGAAGUCUGUCAAGCAAGUUGACGUUGGCGUUGUUCUGGCAUCUCCUCAGCCUCCUCCUCGAGAAGGCACCGGGUUCCGUCCUACACCGAAGUACAACCAUGAAGAUGAGAAGACCAAGAGGUACAGAUUGGUCAUGCCGACUAAGAGCCCAGGCAAAAAGGUGGUUCUGUUUGCUGGGGACUCUCAUCUCUGCUCCAUUGUGGACAACAGAGUGCGGUUUCCUGAAGGUCGUCUCUCGUUCGGCUUCUCCUGCAGCCCGGGUGCGAUUGCUGCUGAACUGAAGAAGAGGCUGUUGGCUGAUCGUGAGACGGUAACAAAGGAGCACCACCCAGAACCGGACUUGCUGUGUCUCCUGGCUCCCUCCAACCUUCCUAGUGAGACGACACCCAUCAGCAAGUGUGUUGGUGCGUUUGUGGACCUUCUGAUCUCUGUCACAGAUUCCUGGCGCAAGGUGUGUGUGGUGGAUUUUCCUCCACGUCUGAGUUUUGACGAUGACUUCCAGAGAGCUCUUCAGCGAGAAUAUCAUCGUGCUGCAGCUGAUGCCAAGGUGACGUACCACGUGAUUGCUGACCAGUUUCCAGUAACUGACACCAAACUGUGGGCAAGAGAUGGAACCCAUCUGAGUGAUGAGCAUGGUCUGCCCAUCCUCAUGGACCAGGUGUGGGCAGCCUGCUACACCAAGUUGGAGUGCCCUCCUCCCAGCCCUCCCAAGCUGCCGUUUCCCACCUACGCCAGACCCCGCCGCCGUCCUACUGCUCCUGUGCCUGUGUCUCCUCCAGCCCCUGCUAGACAAGGCACCAGGAAACAGCGCAGUGUACCUUGUGGCAAGGUAUCCGAGGAGUCAUCGCCUGAGACUGCACAGAAACCAUCUCCUGUGAUUGCACUGCAGGUUACAGAGUUUGGCAUCCCAUUGUCCCCUGCGGUGUUCAGCCCUGCCAUGGCUGCAGAGAUGAAGAAGAUCUCUCCCUCCAGCGGUGAAGAACCUGAUGUCAUGGUGGAAAAGACUUCUUCUAUCAAGCGUAGAAAGGCCCAGAAGACCAAGCGCAACGUGAAGCAUCAGAAGGUCGGUGAGCGGCAGGCAUCAACUAGACGAGCAUCCUUUGGAAGCCCUCCAUCUUUUGAGCUCCGCUUGGAUGACCUGCAGACUGACCCAGUGCUGCCGUCACCGUCGGGGGAAAACCUCAGUGGCAUCUUUUUGGACGAGUUGCCUGAGAGUACAUCCCCACGCAGCCCACAAGAUCACCAGUCAAGCUCUGAUUCGGGAAUUAAAUUCUGUGUAUGAUUACAAGCAAAAAAGUCUAUUACGGACAUGGGGCAUUUUCCACCACUGGCCAGCAGGGGCGCAAAGACUCCCCCAAAAAAUAGUUAAAAAAUAAUUACACACACAGGCUUAGUGCGAUCGUGCUGAAAUUUGAAUCACUAAUGCCUGAUCACGGCCUGAAUAUAAUACACUAUAAAACAUAUGAACAGUGAACUCUAUAGCGCCCCCUAGCAUAGACAACAUCAACAUUAUCGGAUUAGCACCAAAUUUGGAAAUAAAAUUCUAUGCAUUAUAUACAAGUCAGCAAGUCUAUUAAGGACAUGGUGCAUUUUCCAAUGUUGGCCAGUAGGGGCGCAAUGACUCCUUAAAAUAUUUAAAGGUGCAUUAUGUAAUGUGGACGAGCUGUUGGCCUGGGCAGU
Boleophthalmus pectinirostris (great blue-spotted mudskipper) is the source of this 1914-nucleotide messenger RNA. RefSeq lists its product as uncharacterized. Lineage: Eukaryota; Metazoa; Chordata; Actinopteri; Gobiiformes; Gobiidae. The transcript has 14 exons. The record is from RefSeq and is a predicted model, not a curated record. Bases 173 to 1516 code for a protein of 447 amino acids.